Molecule: messenger RNA, 1566 nt
Organism: Blastomyces dermatitidis ER-3
Lineage: Eukaryota; Fungi; Ascomycota; Eurotiomycetes; Onygenales; Ajellomycetaceae
Exons: 4
Coding region: 1-1566 (521 amino acids)
Source: RefSeq, a predicted model, not a curated record
AUGAUAUACGGAUUUACGCCCGUCCUGCUGUUUGAAGCCUCUCAUUGGAACUGGCUGGGACGAUCGCUCUAUCUACUGCUUCUAUUUCUCCUGUCCAUCAAAACAAACACACAUGCUUUAUCGUUGAAGGGCUCUUCCGUCGCAGAAUGCUGUGUGCAUCCCUUCUUCUAUCUCCUGUCUGCGCUCCUCAUCCACCGAAGCCACGCCCAGGAGUGCGACUCCUCUGCACCAACAAUAGAACUUCCUAUCGGAAAUGGCACGAUAGGAGAUGACCCGGGGUCGGUGCGAUGGGGCCUGAGUAUCAGUGUCGGCUCUCCCCCCCAGCAAAUUGUCGCUGCGAUAAAACCCGUUGAUUGGAACAACUCGUGGCUCUGGGGAAGCCAGCGUGAAUGCACCGGUCGAAUCUCCCAGGACAACUGCAUCUGGUUUCGCGGAGGAGUGUUUAACGAAAAAGAAAGCUCCUCCUGGGUCCCCACUGAGAUCCCCGACGGUAGCAUCGGGCUCGGUCGCGCCUCGUCUUUUCUCGAUGUGCUUACGGCUCAGAAAAAGAUUGCUUCCAGGACGUGGUCGCUGUCCUGGGGCUGGCAGGGAUUGGAGGCGUUCCACCAGAUGAAGGGCAACCUCGUCCAGGGUGGCUACGACAGGGCGAAGAUCAAGGGAGAUAACUUUACAAGGGACUUUGUGGAUGUGAAGGAGUGCACGAGUGAAUUAAUGGUCUACGUGAAACAAAUUUACAUCACGACGUGGUAUGGGGACAGAACGGACGUUUAUAAGUCUUCGGGUUCGACUCUCAAUGCCUGUCUCAGGCCUGAUAUCUCGCCUAAUUCGCUGCCUGAUCACGUCUUCAAUAAUUUCAAACGCCGUUUACCUGGGAACUUCCGAGGGAAUCUCACGUUUACCCUCGACUCCGGCCUUAGCAUCACGGUGCCAAACCAUCAACUAGUCCUCCCCAACACCGUCAUAAACCGCGACGGUCACCAGACAUUCGCCAACGACUCCCGUGUAAUCCCAAUCCACAACGCUGGCCGGCAGGGUGCUUCCCUAGGCCAAUCCUUCCUCUCCUACGUGUACAUACACGUCAACAACGAUCUCAAAAGGUUCUCCAUCUGGCAAGCCAACCCAACAGAAGAGACAGAUAUAGUCAGUCUCGCCGCGGGUUCCUGCGAUCCUGACCCCGCAAAUGACUCUGGCUCCGCGAACUCGGACAGCAAGCUGGGAAGGGGCGCCAUUGCCGGCAUCGUCAUUGGCGCAGUGGCUGGUAUCGCGCUCGUCGGACUAGCUAUAUGGUUCCUUAUCUGGCACAAGCGGAAGCGCACGCAGAACCAAGAUGCACGGUUAUCCCAAGCCCAUUCGCAAGCCGUUAUGGCGGCCGAGUCGAAGAAUCGGAUUCCCGAGCUGGAUGAUACUGGGUUGCCGAAUCCGGCUUCCGGGGCGGCAAAGUACGAUCCAGGUGUGAUGGGUGGGAGGUAUGUGAGCGAGAUGCCCACUUCCCCGCUGCCGCAGACACAAGAAACCCCAGUCGAACUGCCAGCUGAUAAUGUGCGGUAUGCGGAUGGCCCUGUUUGA